AUGGGGAAAAGGCCGUUCAUUGAUCGUAAAACCGCAAAACAUUACCAUUUAGUACAUAGAUCUCAAAGAGAUCCUUUAAUCAAUGAUUCCGAUGUUUCCUCUAGAGUUUUAGUUGAAGUGAUCCCGCCUAAUUUAAAGGGAAAAGUCUUCAACACCGAUAAUAAUAAUAACAACCAACAAAAACAAAUUGAAAUUGAAAGUCGUGCUGGUCAAGCUGCAUUAUACGGGAUAUAUUAUGAUGAUACCAAAUAUGAUUAUUUACAACAUUUGAAAACAAUCGGUGAAAAUUCUGAUGGAAUUGAAUCAAUAUUCAUUGAGGCAUCAUCUAAAGAUAAAAAAAAUGUAAGAAAAGGUGGAAAUAUCGAAUUAGUUGAAAAUCAAGAUGAGGAAGAAACAAAAAAUAAAGAUACAUUAUUGGAAGAAAAGGAUCCAAAAAUUCCAAAAAAAGAUCGUAAAGUUACUAUAAUUUUACCUGAUGAGGUAUUGCCAUCAAAGUAUGAAAUGCCUAUUGGAUUAUUAAAUCAAACAGCAAUUCCUCAUGAUAUUCAAGGAUUUCAACCAGACAUGGAUCCAAAUCUUCGGGAAGUUUUGGAAGCUCUUGAAGAUGAUGCAUUUGUAGAUAAUGAGUUAAAUGACGAGUUUUUUCAAAAGCUGGAUGAAGAAAAGUUAUUUGAUUUUCAGGAAUUUGACAUCGAUGGGGAUGAUGAGGAGGAUGGUUUCGAAAGUGAAAAUGAAAAAGAAGGUUGGGAAUUGGAGUUUAAGAAGAAAUCAAGAACGACGGGAGGAUACUCAAUGACAAGUUCGAUAAUGUAUAGGAAUGAUAAACUUAGGUUAUUGGAUGAACAAUUUGAGAAAAUUGAAAAGGAUUAUAUGUCAGAAGAAACUUCUGAUUCAGAAACAUCAAUCAAGUCAUCACAAGUCCGUAAUGAUUUUUCAGAGAUUUUAGAUGAAUUUCUUGAUAAAUACGAAAUCAAAGGUAGAAAGAUGUUGACAAAACCUGAUGGUGAAACAAGCACAAAACAAUUAGAACUAAUAAGACAAGAAUUAAGUUUAAAUAAAAACAAUUCAAAAAAUAAUAUUCAAAGAAAAAAAGAUUUAUAUGUUAAAGUGCAGAGUGAGGGAAAACACAAAGAUAGACAAAUUUGGGAUUGUCAAUCGAUUUUAAGUACAUAUUCAAAUCUUGAAAAUCAUCCAAUCCUGAUACGCGAGCAGAAACAUCAUAAACGAAUAGAUAUUGAUCUAAAUCUUGGUUUGGCGAGGCCUAAAGGUGAAUCGAAAGAAGAAAAAAAAUCACGUAAAGAAAUGUUAAAGGAUUCGUAG
This is a messenger RNA of Entrophospora sp. SA101, 1320 nucleotides long. The record is from the annotation of a GenBank genome assembly. NCBI's taxonomy places the organism in Eukaryota, Fungi, Glomeromycota, Glomeromycetes, Entrophosporales, Entrophosporaceae.